Messenger RNA from Mus musculus (house mouse), 3692 nucleotides. RefSeq names its product DNA fragmentation factor, beta subunit (gene Dffb). The transcript has 7 exons. Gene Ontology annotation, biological process: negative regulation of apoptotic DNA fragmentation; DNA catabolic process; apoptotic process. The record is from RefSeq and is a predicted model, not a curated record. Gene Ontology annotation, molecular function: identical protein binding; DNA nuclease activity; enzyme binding. Bases 133 to 927 code for a protein of 264 amino acids. Gene Ontology annotation, cellular component: cytoplasm; cytosol; protein-containing complex. NCBI's taxonomy places the organism in Eukaryota, Metazoa, Chordata, Mammalia, Rodentia, Muridae.
CAGGUCCUGCAGUCGGACGUUUCCGGUUGCACCUACCUACGUAGAGAAAAGAGUUCCGGGCCGCGUCUACGCACCACAGUUCCGGGCAGGAACGUUACAAGUCCAGUGUCGCUACGGUACCGCAGCCCUGCAAUGUGCGCGGUGCUCCGCCAACCCAAAUGCGUCAAGUUGCGAGCCCUACAUAGCGCCUGCAAGUUCGGCGUGGCGGCCCGGAGCUGCCAGGAGCUGCUGCGUAAGGGCUGCGUCCGCUUCCAGCUCCCGAUGCCCGGUUCCCGGCUGUGCCUGUACGAAGAUGGCACGGAGGUGACGGACGACUGCUUCCCGGGCCUUCCCAACGACGCUGAGCUCCUAUUGCUCACCGCUGGCGAGACCUGGCAUGGCUAUGUGAGUGACAUCACACGUUUCCUCAGUGUGUUUAAUGAGCCACAUGCCGGCGUCAUCCAGGCUGCACGGCAACUGCUGUCAGAUGAGCAGGCCCCACUGAGGCAAAAGCUGCUGGCCGAUCUUCUGCAUCACGUGAGCCAGAAUAUUACUGCAGAGACCCGGGAGCAGGACCCAUCCUGGUUUGAAGGUUUGGAGUCGAGAUUCAGGAAUAAGUCGGGCUAUCUGAGAUACAGCUGUGAGAGUCGGAUCCGGGGUUACCUAAGAGAGGUGAGCGCUUACACCUCUAUGGUGGAUGAAGCAGCUCAAGAAGAGUACCUGCGAGUCCUUGGCUCCAUGUGCCAGAAGCUCAAAUCGGUGCAGUACAAUGGCAGCUAUUUCGACAGAGGUGCAGAGGCCAGCAGCCGCCUCUGUACUCCAGAAGGAUGGUUCUCCUGCCAGGGCCCCUUUGACCUGGAGAGCUGUCUUUCCAAGCACUCCAUCAACCCCUAUGGCAACAGAGAGAGCCGGAUCCUCUUCAGUACCUGGAACCUGGAUCAUAUAUGAGAGACAUCCCUGGCUCUGACCUCCAGUCUCUUUGGGGGGAGUUAAUGUCCGUGGUCCCCCUCGGAGUACUUCCAGCCUUUUCUGGGUGUUCAGUACACUGUAAGUCCCUUCCUGUCCUCACCACCACUUGGUGUCACUGUGCCUCUGUAUUCUCCUGCCUGAGGUAGGUACCCACUUGGCUGCUUUUGUUUGAUUCCUGGUCCUGGGGAGGCCCAGGCCUCUGUAGCUCUCCACCAGCACAGCUCAUUCUCCCCAGCACAGCUCUCUCUCCCCAGCACAGCUCUCUCUCCCCAGCACAGCUCUCUCUCCCCAGCACAGCUCUCUCUCCCCAGCACAGCUCUCUCUCCCCAGCACAGCUCUCUCUCCCCAGCACAGCUCUCUCUCCCCAGCACAGCUCUCUCUCCCCAGCACAGCUCUCAGGCUGCUUGCUUUCUCUGUUCUUUACUUUUGUCCUGGGCACUAGUUCCCUCCUGACUGUCUGUGUGACAGAUGUUGUUGCUGUAUUUUUGGCACAUUUUUGAUAUCUUGUAUCAUAACCAGAUGGGGUGGCUGUGGUAAGCCCUAGAAGGCCAGGCCCCAGUGUGCACAGAUCCUGCAAUUCCUCCUGCAGAUGCAGGGGCAUCUGCUUGCCCCUGUUGUCUGCAGCUGCCUCUGCCCUGCCCUGCGCUUAGCUGCAGGGGUUGUCUGCUUUUAUUUUCACUUCUAGUUUCUGCUCCUUUGGGCUUUCUCUCUGUUUCCUAGAUUUGCCUCUUGUGUUUUCACGUCUGCUCAAGGCAACAUGUUGUCCAGCUGUUCUGAGGUUGCUAUUUUGAGAUUAAGGUGGCUGCCUUUUCUGGUGUGUCUUUGGCCUGUCUGUCUGUCUGUCAUUUUAUGCUGCUCUGCUCAUCCUUUCUGGGCUCUGGUACCUGUAAGAGGCUGGGACUCUGCAUGUCCACCCUGCUUUCUGUCUCACCUUCCCUGGGCUAGGUUUUUGUUACCUUCACAGCAGGCGUCUCUUGUUAGCACAUUAGUAGCAACAGCACACCACCUUUUGUCUUGUCUAACUGAGACUCUCCUACUCUGGUCCCUUGUUCCAGUUGUCUACACAUAGUGGCUGUUUAGCAUCUAUUCAGUAUUUCAUUGCGUGAAUAAGUGGGUUUGAAUUAAUCUCAUUAGCCAUUUGCUGUACCUCCUGUGUGCCUGGUCUCACUGUAUGUCCUGAGCCCGCCUGUCACCCCUCUCUUCCAGGGCUCUUUUCUCAGCAUUGUCCCACCUGACCUUGAGCUUACACGGUGGUCAUAUCAUCAUGGUCAGUACCUACUUACAUCUCCCACUCCUCUGCUCACUGCCUCCUGCCUCUCCCUGGUCUGCUCUGAGUUGCUAAUGAUUGGUCCUAGCGCUUCGGUAAGGAGGGCCUGAGGGUGAACUCUCUCUUGCCACUUCUACCCUGAGUACUGGAGAGGGGCUGUCUCACACUGAGUGUGGUGUCACUGGCAUCUAGGUGUCCUGUGCACUCCGUGAGGGAGACUCAUCACUGUUUCCUGGCAUCUGCUGUGGACCUGCUGUCAGUCAGCAUUCUGCCUCUGGUGGAGAUUGGCUUGAGUCCCUUAACUGAGAGCAGUGUACAGUACAGACAAACCUUUCCUUUUGGCUCUGCCGUGGCUUGUCUUCCAUGCUGGAGAGUUCUGAUUCUCCUCUGCAGUGUCCUGGAUUCCCGUGGGCAUUCUGGGACCUUCUUGCCACCCACUGUCUUUAUGCUGGCUCUGCUUGCACACUCUGGCUCAGUGCUGCUGUUUUGGGGUAACUUCCUGCUGUGGAUUCAAUUGUGGUUCCUCCCACCCCCCACACACAUUGUAACUGUCACCUAGUGAGACCGUAUCUGGAGAUGGGUCCUUUGAGAGACAGCUAAGGUGAAGUGAGGUCAUAGCAAGCAGAAAAAUCCAGAGCUGUUAAACAUGGAGUUAAACACGGGGGAGGUGGUUUGCCCUCCACUCAUCUGUUCUUGCGACUGUGUUUGGACCUGAAGUUCUCUCUCGUGACCAGUCUUCUCUUCUGGCUGUCAGUGUCUCUGGGGCACAGAGUGGAUCUGUCACCCCUCUCUUCCAGGGCUCUUUUCUCAGCAUUGUCCCACCUGUGGAUUGCCCCAGUUUCAGUGGCUCUGAAGCAACAUGACAUUGUCUUUGCUUGCCACUUCUGUCACAUUGGCCAUACCUACUUGGCUCAUGUGCCUGUGGGAGACACAGGCCUGGGGUCUAUGGGCAGCUGUGUGACAUGGGUACAGGAACAAGCAGGAGUCAGCAGGGACUGACAAGUGCUCGCUCACACAUGAGGCUUGGCUCCGUUGAAUGGCAUGCGAGGGACCCCUCUCAGCUUUCCCCACACUCCUUUCAGUAUGGUAAGCUGCGCCCACUACUCAGGUUUGCAAAGUAAGACAAGCAGCAUUGCUUGCGCUGGAGUCUGUACACCGUGGCCACCCAUGGCCCAUGUCAGGGAUGGGCCAGUGUCAGCAGCCCACGGAACACGGUGCUGGACUCCUCUGGUGACUCAUCCCUAAGUCCUGUCAUUUUCUCAGUUGAGGUGCCCUCUUCCUAGAUGACCCUAGCUUGUCAUAUUGACAAAAACAAAAAAAAAAACCAAAAAAACAAAAGAACAGUCGGGACUGCAGGAGGUUGCCUGCCGUGGUAGACACUGCAUCCACAGACAGCGAGUGUCUGUGGCUCACGGGAGCGUGCACAGCAGCCCGUAGUGUGUGGCACUCACAGUAGAAUGGUUGUCUCCCCCUGACU